Molecule: messenger RNA, 2438 nt
Organism: Salvelinus sp. IW2-2015
Lineage: Eukaryota; Metazoa; Chordata; Actinopteri; Salmoniformes; Salmonidae
Product: CD276 antigen homolog
Biological process (GO): negative regulation of T cell proliferation; immune response; positive regulation of T cell proliferation
Cellular component (GO): external side of plasma membrane
Source: RefSeq, a predicted model, not a curated record
CCUCCUUCUCUCUCUCUUCCUCUCACACUCCCUCUCUUCUCACUGUGAGAGGAGCUGGUUGCUCUAAAAGGGAAACAGCUUCUCUCCUCUGACACGAGUGGUUCCUCUGACAGGGAUAUGAACAGGGAAAUAGCUUCUCUCCUCUGACACAAGUGGUUGUGUUAUGUUACCAGACUCAUUAACUCUCAUUUGGGUUUACAAAGAUAUAGUCCACCUGGAUCCUUUAAACUGGCAGCAAAAAGCUUUCGAUCCAUACCAUCCUUGAGGCUGAAAUAUGAGAUCAAAGAAAGACCAAGGCACCGUACCAACUGAGAUUCAGAAGAGCUGCUAGGUGCUUUAAGAUCGCCACACGUUGGAAUCAGGACGUGAGUCAACAACAACCGUACGUGUGAAUGAAUGAGAAUGGUAAAGGCACUUGUUCAAGCUUGCUUGAGGUUGCUGUGGAUUCUCACCUUGGCAAAGUGUAAGAUCCCAGAUGCCCACGUGACAUGCAUAUUCUCUGAAGACUGUGUGCUGCCCUGCAAUUUCAAACCCAGUGGGAAUGAGAUCAUCCGCUGGUACCUCCACAAAGUGCUCCUCCUCAGCCAAUCCCAGCAGGGUGGGGACCAGCCUCCCCAGGACCACCGUACCAGGACGUACCUGCUCCAGGACCAGCUCUCCCGGGGCAUCGCCUCGCUACACCUCAGCCAGUGUGGCAUCAAGGACCGAGGCCGCUACAGGUGUCUGGUCAACAGCACUCUGGGACAACAGGAGUCCUUUGUCAUCAUGAAAGUGGAGGCUCCCAUCAAGAUGGUUACUAUGGAGAAGAGUAUGAACAGAGAGAUUCAGUGCCUGUCCAAGGACAUCUUUCCCGCUCCCCGUGUGCAGUGGUCCACUCUGCCCCCGAAAGACAACCUGAGACCCAUCACCCAUAUGGGACCCAACGCUGAAGGCCUCUACUCCUUUCAGAGCACGCUGAGAAUGUUUGAAAAUACCCUCACCUACAUCUGCAGCGUUAACUCCACAUAUGGAUCACAGUCAUGGAGGAGCUCACUGCAAGAAAGAGGGUUGAUUGGAGAGGCGGGGCAAGAGCUGUCCAUACCCUGCAUUGCUCCACAGAACCUCCAGAACUUCUCCCUCACCUGGACAUUCAGCAGAACCAAUGACCCCACAGUCAUKCUCAGCUACGACAGCAGAACCAGACGGACCUCCAACCUCUGGGAGGGCCGUGCUGGACUGGAGCAGGACCAGGUUCUGGCGGGAGAUGGAUCCCUCCUUCUUCACAACCCAGAGAGUCGGGAACAAACAGGAACAUACACCUGUACAUUCACAGGCUUCCAGAGCAGACACGUGGUCCAAACCCAGGUCAACAUCAGGUCAAGAUCCCAGUUACCAGUGACAGAAAAGAUGCCAAAGACUACAGACCAGGCUGAGCGUACAGGGGGAAGUCACUUCCAAAUGUUGGUGAUUGUUGUAGUAGUUGCAGUGGUGGUUGCAGCAGUAAUAACAGCACUACUACUGUAUAGAAAACUACAAGCCAACCAACAGCUGGCUGGUGGGACCACUGUGGAGGACACAGAGAUGCAGCCAACAGAAACUAUUAAGACAGAUGAUUCACCAAUGGAUAACUGCCAGCUGACAGAAGACCACAACAAUAGCUAUAAUAAGCUCUGACUGACAAGCAGGUUAGUGCUAUCCGGGAUCCUUGGGAGUUGGGAUGUCCUUACCCUAACCCUUACCGUAACCAUUUUAAAUGUCAACUUCAAUGGGGUAGGGACGUCCCAAGGAUCCAGGAUAGCAAAGACCCUGACAAGCCUUUCUAGAUGAGUCAUACUGUUCCUAAUCACAGACCUGAAGUCAUCAAUCAAGCAUUCCUUUGUAGCUUGACUCACAACUCACAUUUUUUGCUUCAGGGAGAAAAUUCGACCACAGAGAUGUAUUCCAGGGAUUUAAUUGGAGAGUGCUGUUCUACAAUGGAGCACAUCUGUGUUCUAGACAAUUGAAUAACUGUACAGUCUUCAUAAUUUACAUUAAAGUUGUGAAUACAGUGUAUUUUGUAGCAGUUGUAGUUGUAGUUGUCAACUCUGAACUGCCUUAUACCAUUCUAAGGUAUCGAAUUACAGUACUGUAACAGAAAUAGACACUGCCUAAGGUAUCGAAUGACAGUACUGUAACAGAAAUAGACACUGCUGUGCUGUAUGUAAUGGAGCGUGACAUUUUCGUCCUGAAUUUAAUCUUUCAUUUUUAAAACGCUGACGCUGAAAUGGUAGGUUUUGUGUGAAAUUUAACGUGUGAUGGAACUAUAUUUUGGUUAAUACUGGUUAUGCUGCACCUUUGAGUAGACCUGCACUUAAUUUUUGUUGUGAAAAGAUACACAAGCAUGAACACGUACGUCUUCAAAUGGCAUGGAUUUUCUGACAUUUGCUUUAUACUGUAACAGUAAAGGUUUUAUAGGCAUA